Messenger RNA from Papaver somniferum (opium poppy), 586 nucleotides. RefSeq lists its product as uncharacterized. The coding region runs from base 47 to 586 and encodes 179 amino acids. Lineage: Eukaryota; Viridiplantae; Streptophyta; Magnoliopsida; Ranunculales; Papaveraceae. The transcript has 3 exons. The record is from RefSeq and is a predicted model, not a curated record.
AGAAGGCAAAGAAAAAGGUAAGGAUGUGGAUGAAAGACCUGCUUACAUGGAUGACUUUGAUGAUGAUUUUGGUCAGUACAUGAAGGGUGAGCAUGAUGUAGAUCUUUUCCCUGAAGAAGAAGUUUUUACUCCAGUAGAUACUAGCAAAAUGGAGGUAAAAACUAGAUUUGCAAAUAAGGAAGCAUUUAAGAAACAUCUCAGGGGUUAUUGUGUUCUUAAUAAGUGUCAAUAUAUUUUGGAUAGAAGUGCUCCCUCUAGAAUUAAGGCUGAGUGUAGGUUUAAAACAGAACAUGAUUGUCCUUGGUUUGUGUAUGCUAGCAAGAAAGAGGGUGAGAAGACUUUUGUUCUUAGGAAAGUGAAUUUGGAACAUAAGUGUGAAGGGGAUCCCCAAAAUAGGAAUAGAUCUGCUGAUCCUCAUUUUGUAAAGGAUUUUGUUCUUGAUCAGAUGAAGAAUAAGCCUAAAAAAGUUGUUCCAGACCCUUAUAAAAUCAAGGAAGACUUCUUAGCUGAAAAGAGAGUAAAUAUACCAUAUCAGUGUGCAUGGAAGGCUAGGAAUCUAGUUUUAGACAAUGAAGACUUCAUAUGA